This is a messenger RNA of Plasmodium gallinaceum, 2208 nucleotides long. RefSeq names its product GTP binding protein, putative. Gene Ontology annotation, cellular component: cytoplasm. Gene Ontology annotation, molecular function: ribosome binding; GTP binding. The transcript has a single exon. The record is from RefSeq and is a predicted model, not a curated record. Bases 1 to 2208 code for a protein of 735 amino acids. Lineage: Eukaryota; Apicomplexa; Aconoidasida; Haemosporida; Plasmodiidae.
AUGAAAUUUUCUUUUUUUUCAGUAAGGGAUAUAUUUAAAAUUAGAAAAAGUUAUUUUUAUAAUGAAACCAAAGUAAAGUUGUAUAAUAGUAAAAAAAAAAAGGAAAUUAUUGUUAUACAUCCUGUAUUAAAAGGUGCAAAAAAAUAUAAAAAUUCAUUUGAUGAGACAAUUCUAGAUGCUCAGGAAGCUUUGGGUUUAGCUAGAUCAGCUAAUUUCAAAAUUGCGAAUGGUAUUUCUAUGCCUUCAGGUGGAUGGAAUAUAAAAUAUAUAGAUAAAUAUAAUAAAAAAGAAACAAUACAUUCAUUUAAAACUAAUAAUAGUGAAAUAAGAUGCUCAAUUAAAAACAAUGAAAAUGAAGAAAGUUAUUUGAAUAAACAUAUGACAAAAAAUUUUAGGGGUGAAAAUGAAAAUUAUGAAGUGAAAAAUAGUUCAAGUGUUAGUUGUUCUAUUAACCUAGAUUGCAAAACAAAAGAAAUGAUGGAACAAGGUAAUGAUAUAAAAGAGGAUACAAAGAAGGAACUAUGUAAAAAUAGUAGUAAUAAUUGUAAUAAUAAUAAUUAUAAAUACUUAGAUUAUGAAGAAAUAGAAAAAAAAAUUGCAGAAUCAAUUAUAAUUAAAGCUAAUAAAAUAGAUAAUAAGUUUUAUUUUGGGAAAGGAAAAUUAAAUGAAUUAUCAAAAUAUUAUCUUAAAAAUCCGACACCAUAUAUAUUUAUUAAUACCUUGUUAUCACCAGAACAAUUUCGUAAUUUAGAUUUUAUGUUUAAUAGUUUAUUAAGGAGUUUUCAUGAUGAAUUAAAAUUAAAUAAUAAAAGACAAAAUGAAUUAAGUGAAAACUCGAUUAGAUUAACAGACAUUAUUCAAAACAAUUCUACUAUUCAGGAAAAUUUAUAUGAAAAUGAAAUGUAUUUUGAUUUAUACAAUAGUUAUUUAGAAAAAGAAGAAGAAGAAGAAGAAGAAGAAAGAGAAGAGGAUGAAAUGGAUGAUGAAUAUGAAGAUGAAAAUUUAUACGAACAAGAUGAUGAGGAACAUUAUGGUUAUAAUAAACAAAUAGAUCAUAAUUAUAAAAGAAAAAAAGGGAAUAGUAUACCAUUAUAUGUAGAAUUAUUCGAUAGGUAUAGUAUCAUUUUAUAUAUAUUUAAAAGUAGAGCAAAAAGUAAUUUGAGUAAAUUACAAUUGGAAUUCGCAAGAGCAAAUUUUAUUUUUAAUACAUAUUCAGAAGAUAGUAGAUCAAGGAUGAAAUAUAUAAAAUAUAUUGAAAAUAAUGUAUUAGGAAAAUCAAGUUCGGAUUAUGAAGAAAAGUAUAACAAAUUAAACACAUUUGAAAUAAGAGAAAAAAAAAAAAAAAAAAAUUCUGAUUACUUGGGAUAUACAAGUAAUUAUAUAAAAAGCAAUGAGACCUACAAGGAAUAUGAAAAAAGAAUUAUUAAUAAUCUGUAUAGCAAAUUAAAAAAAGAAUUAAUAAAAUGCAAAAAUAAUACAAAUUUACAAAGCAACUCAAGAAAACAUAAGGCUUUAAUAGCUAUAGUAGGUUAUACAAAUGUAGGUAAAACAAAGUUAAUUAAUUACUUAACAAAAUCUAACUUAAAAGCAAAAAAUUUGCUUUUUCAAACGUUAGAUAAUUCAUAUAAAAAUUUGAACAUAUCCGAAUGUUAUUCAACUAUAUUUAUUGAUUCCAUUGGUUUUAUUCAAAAUAUUCCUUAUUCUUUAUAUGAAUCGUUUAAAUUAUCUCUAGAAGCAAUUAAAACAGCUGAUAUAAUUAUUCAUGUUAUAGAUGUAACUCAUCCUUAUAAAGAAAAACAUAAGAAAUGUGUUAUUGAUACAUUAAGCAAUAUAGGAAUAUCAAAUGAAUUUAUAAAAAAUAAUGUUGUAGAAGUAUGGAAUAAAAUAGAUAAAUUAACAGAUGAGCAAAUAUUAAACUUAUAUAAAAAUAAACCAAAAAGUGUUUUACCAAUUUCAGCAAAGAGUGGCACAAAUUGCGAUAUUCUUAUAAAAAUAAUUCAGAAUAUAGUUAAUAAAAUAAAAGAUGUUAACAUUUUAACUCUGAAUUUUCCAACAAAAGAAGCUAGAAAUAGAAUUAAUUAUCUUAUGAAGAAUUUUAAAGUUAUUCCUAAUUCAAUUUCUUAUUCCGAUGAUGGUAAUACAACUUUUAUUAAAUUAGUUGAAAACCCCCAAAAUCUAAAAAAAUACCAUGAAAAAUUCGAAUACUAA